AUGAUAUCACAAUAUGUGAAUCAGGAUCAUCGGACAUGGGACCAACUACUGCCCGGGUUCUCCUUCGCCAAAAACACCAGCAUCUCAGAUAGCUCGGGGUUUAGUCCGGCUUAUCUAGUACAAGGUCGGGAGCCUAGGUUGCCAGGUGCCCUCUUCGAUGCGGUCGCACCCGACUUACAUGCCUCGCCAUUGGACCCAACGAAACGAGCCAAAAGGCUUCAGGAAGCAUUCCGCACCGCCCUGGAAACCAAUCAGAUAUCUUUUCAGGAACAAAGUCGACACCACGACCUGAGGCGACGUGAGUGGCGACCCCAAUUAGGUUCACAGGUGCUAGUCCGUCUUCACCAUCUGUCCAAGGCCAGCGAGGGCUUUAACGCAAAACUUGCACCGAAGUACGCGGGUCCAUUUAAGGUGGUAAAAUUUCUAUCAUCAAAUGUCGUGAGGCUACAGCAGGUAGACGGCCGGAAGAGGCGUACAGCUGGCAUAGGCGAUCUGAACGAAUAUCAUCCACGCGAAGAACAACACGACGACUCUACAGAAGACCCCAGGAGGAGCGACUCUCAACCCAGCUACGAAGCUAGCAACAAGAUACCUUUAAGCGGGAAAAUUGUAUCGAAUAGGCUAGUUAAAAAUAGUUUGAUCUUCGCGCUCAGGCUAGGCAAGCUAGGUAACGUAGUACUAGGCUAA
Drosophila gunungcola (fruit fly) is the source of this 687-nucleotide messenger RNA. RefSeq lists its product as uncharacterized. NCBI's taxonomy places the organism in Eukaryota, Metazoa, Arthropoda, Insecta, Diptera, Drosophilidae. The transcript has a single exon. The record is from RefSeq and is a predicted model, not a curated record. Gene Ontology annotation, molecular function: nucleic acid binding. Bases 1 to 687 code for a protein of 228 amino acids.